Molecule: messenger RNA, 317 nt
Organism: Chrysemys picta bellii (western painted turtle)
Lineage: Eukaryota; Metazoa; Chordata; Testudines; Emydidae
Source: RefSeq, a predicted model, not a curated record
CUGAGCUGAGCUCCACCCCCGCAGGGCGGUUCCUGCUCCAGGCGAAGCACGAGUGUUACUUCACCAACGGCACCGAGCGGGUCCGGUAUUUGUACCGGGACAUCUACGACCGGCAGCAGCUCGCGCACUUCGACAGCGACGUGGGGGUGUACGUGGCGGACACGGAGCUGGGGCGGCCCGACGCCGAGCACUGGAACAAGGACCCGGCCGAGCUGGCGUACAGGCGGGCUCAGGUGGACACGUUCUGCCGGCACAACUACGGGGUGGACAAACCCUUCACCAUCGACCGGAGAGGUGAGUGCGGGCGGGGGGGGGAG